GCGGGGGAGGAGGAGGAGGAGCGAACCGGGUUUGGGGGGCGGCUGCACAGUCUCCGGGAUCCCCAGGCCUGGAGGGGGGUCUGCGCGCGGCCGGCCGGCUCUGCCCCCCACGUCCGGUCCCGAGCGGGCCUCCCUCGGGCCAGCCCGAUGUGACCGGGCCCAGCGGAGCCUGAGCAAGGAGCGGGUCCGUCGCGGAGCCGGAGGGCGGGAGGAACAUGACAUCGCGGAGAUGGUUUCACCCAAACAUCACUGGCGUGGAGGCAGAAAACCUGCUGUUGACGAGAGGCGUUGACGGCAGUUUUUUGGCGAGGCCCAGUAAAAGUAACCCCGGAGACUUCACCCUCUCUGUCAGAAGAAAUGGAGCUGUCACCCACAUCAAGAUCCAGAACACCGGUGAUUACUAUGACUUGUACGGAGGGGAGAAGUUUGCCACCUUGGCUGAGCUGGUCCAGUAUUACAUGGAACACCACGGGCAAUUAAAAGAGAAGAACGGAGAUGUUAUUGAGCUCAAAUAUCCUCUGAACUGUGCAGAUCCUACCUCUGAAAGGUGGUUUCACGGACACCUCUCUGGAAAAGAAGCAGAGAAACUAUUAACGGAGAAAGGAAAACAUGGUAGCUUUCUGGUACGAGAGAGCCAGAGCCACCCCGGAGAUUUUGUUCUCUCUGUCCGAACUGGUGAUGACAAAGGGGAGAGCAAUGAUGGCAAGUCUAAAGUGACCCACGUCAUGAUCCGCUGUCAGGAACUGAAAUAUGACGUUGGUGGAGGAGAGCGGUUCGACUCUUUGACGGAUCUCGUGGAGCAUUACAAGAAGAACCCCAUGGUGGAGACGCUGGGCACAGUUCUGCAACUCAAGCAGCCCCUCAACACAACACGCAUCAAUGCUGCUGAAAUAGAAAGCCGGGUUCGAGAACUAAGCAAAUUAGCCGAGACCACAGACAAAGUCAAACAAGGCUUUUGGGAAGAAUUUGAGACACUACAGCAACAGGAGUGCAAACUUCUCUACAGCCGAAAAGAGGGUCAGAGGCAAGAAAAUAAGAACAAAAACAGAUAUAAAAACAUCCUGCCCUUCGAUCACACCAGAGUUGUGCUCCAUGAUGGCGAUCCCAACGAGCCGGUUUCCGAUUACAUCAACGCAAACAUCAUCAUGCCUGAGUUUGAAACCAAAUGCAACAAUUCGAAGCCCAAAAAGAGUUACAUCGCCACCCAAGGCUGCCUGCAGAACACGGUGAAUGACUUCUGGCGGAUGGUGUUUCAGGAGAACUCGCGAGUGAUUGUCAUGACAACGAAAGAGGUGGAGAGAGGAAAGAGUAAGUGUGUCAAAUACUGGCCCGACGAGUGUGCCCUGAAAGAAUACGGGGUCAUGCGCGUUAGGAACGUCAAAGAAAGUGCCGCUCAUGACUAUACGUUAAGAGAACUUAAACUUUCCAAGGUUGGACAAGCUCUACUCCAGGGGAAUACAGAGAGAACCGUGUGGCAAUACCACUUUAGGACCUGGCCGGACCACGGAGUGCCCAGUGACCCCGGGGGCGUGCUGGACUUCCUGGAGGAGGUCCACCACAAGCAAGAGAGCAUCGUGGACGCGGGGCCCGUGGUGGUUCACUGCAGUGCUGGAAUUGGCCGGACAGGGACGUUCAUUGUGAUUGAUAUUCUUAUUGACAUCAUCAGAGAGAAAGGUGUCGACUGUGACAUUGACGUUCCCAAAACCAUUCAGAUGGUGCGGUCCCAGAGGUCAGGGAUGGUCCAGACAGAAGCGCAGUACCGCUUCAUCUACAUGGCCGUUCAGCACUACAUCGAAACCCUGCAGCGCAGGAUCGAGGAGGAGCAGAAAAGCAAGAGGAAAGGGCACGAAUACACAAAUAUUAAGUAUUCGCUAACGGACCAGACAAGUGGAGAUCAGAGUCCCCUCCCGCCUUGCACUCCAACGCCAUCCUGUGCAGAAAUGAGAGAAGAUAAUGCUCGAGUCUAUGAAAACGUGGGUCUGAUGCAGCAGCAGAAAAGUUUCAGAUGAGAAGACCCGCCAAGACUUCAGCACAGAAAUCGAUGUGGACUCUCACCCUCUCCCUAGAAAGAUCGAGAACAGAUACAAGGAAGUUUCCGCAAAGAACGAAUUUGAACUUGGAAGGCUUGUGUCGUGGUUGACUACCUUUUGGGCAAACAAAAUUCAAAACCCUUUAAAGACCACUGUAUUGUAACUCAACAGUACCCGGCUACCAAUAACUCAUUUCCUCACGUACGAAGAAAUCCCUACAACGUAGACAGUGUUCUGUUUUAUAGACUUUUAUUUUGAAUUGAGGAAGCAGUUAAAUUGUGCUCUACAUUUGCCAGAUGAUGGUGAUUCAAAUUCUCCUUAUUGGCAUUUCCCCCCCUUUUUAUAUAAAAUCUUAAAAAUUCAAUUGUUUUUCUCUCUGUGGGGGAUGACAGAGCACUUGUAAGAGGAAAGUCGUUUUGGGAAAGGCGGCGGCAGCCCGUGGGAGCGAGCACAGGUUUGGGAUCACUGUGUACCCAGCAGUGGGGAAUUCGCUUGAUGGCCUCUUUUUUUGGCUAAAUGAUAAUCUAGCCAGUGCCCCGGACUGUCAGAAGUCGACAACCUGUCUGCUUUUGCAUUGCCAUUAAAAAAAUCAUGGGGAAGAAGAAUCUCGGAGACUUAGGAUAAAAGCUGUGUUUUGUUCGUAGCAGAUGACCAGUUACCAUUCAGCCUGUUGACUGAGAAGGAUGUGGUGGGAAAUGUUGGUCAUGUUUUCUUUUCAGUUGAGUGACUGUCUUGCAUUCAGGAAAAAAAACCCCCGCAUCUGUGGACACCUGGCAGUUUUGUGCCUGUGGAUUGUCAGGCAAACCAUCCCAAAACGUAAUGGCUUAACACAAUUCCUUUUUUUUUUUUUUUUUUUUCUUUUCCUUCUUCCACACUGUUCUUCAAUCUGGGCCGGGCUCCAUCGAGCUGUUUCUGUGUUCUCGCUGGUGUCGCCCAUGCAGUCAGCGGGGUGGCCACGGGGACGGCCCGUUCCGUCUGUGUGCAGGCCCUCAGGCCCCCUCCCUGUGGCCGCCCAGGUGGCCUCACCAGCAGGGUCGCUGGACGGCUUCCGUGGCCGCUCGGAGCCCCAAGGGUAUAAAGCAGUAGAUGCCACAGCCCUUAAAACUUAAACCCAGGCCGUCCGCUGCCCUCGGUGGUUCCAGCAAGUCACGGGCCCAGCCCAGAUCCAGGAAGAGGGGACAGCGUGGGGGCGUAGAGCCGAGGUGGGAUUCAUGGGGGCCCCCCAGGGUAAGCGGGUGUCACAAUCAGUGUCACGGGAAGACAGCAAUCGUUAGCAAAAGUAGCAGCUGCUGGUGACGCCGGGAACCCGAAGCCACAUGUAGAGGGCCUUCUAGGAGCUUCCUGGACCGUUUCUGCUGGCUCGGAGCGUGUUUUCUGAGACCUGUCUCAUAAGGAUGGAUGUGUUCAGGGGGCAGAACCUCCCUGUGACCGUGGCAGCCGCAGGGGGAGGCGACCGGGUGCUUUCUCCACCCCAGUGUUGGAGCCGGGCGCAGCGAAGCCUCCUCGUGAGGCCGCAGUCAGAUGGAACCGGCAGUCGCCCAUUUUUGUUCUAACCAAGCAGUGAGAUUUGCUGCCAUUCCACCUGAAGUGCCUUCUCCAGAGACGUCCUCUGCCCCGUAGUGGAUCAGCACUCAGUGAGUGUGUUUCAGUUAAAGUAUCAUUGGUUGACUUCGCAAAUAUGAUAAAACUGCCACGGCAGCUUUGCCGUUAGCUUACGGGCUCCUUAACUCAGAUUCGUCCUGCUGUGGCUCCCGAAAGGAAGGGCUAGGUCCGGCCCCAGUCCUGCUUCCUUCCUGAGGCCUCCACCUCCCGUGCAGCCCUGAGGAAGUUUGGGGGAGAGCCUCCGCUGCCAUUUUCACAGACAGAAUGCACAUCGACUCCACCCCCGCUUGCCCCCCGUCCCUCGAAACUAGAAGUGCUCUAGAACCCAGGCGAGGCCCACAGGGAAUUACCUCAUCAGAGGACCGUGCGUGACCACGGGCUUCCUGUCAGGCCUGUACAGAAAGAGGUUCCAGUUCAGUGUUUGCAACGAGGAUCUUGAAUCCUGUCCUUCCUGCUGCGUCGCCACAUUGUUCUUGUUUGCCCUGAUUUCGUGGUUUAGUUUAGACUCUGGACUUUGGGGGCAGAGUCCUUCACCAGCACACAAGGCUCUGAUUGUACGGACACACCUGCUGCAUUAGCGUGUCCGCCUGUAGCUCAGGAUGCGGUUGUUCUGUCCUUGGGACGGAGAGGCCCGAUCCCGGCUGGCUUUGUUUGUUACUGGACAUUGAUUUCAUUUAGAUUUCCUGCCACGACGUCCGCCAGCCAUCAGGUUACGUAAGCUCACGCCAAGGCAAGACUGUGAUCGUGCCCAGGUUGCUCAGGUCUGUUACGUGUUCGGUGCGCGGUGAUGGUCCUCAGAUGGGCUCGCUCUCCACGAGGCGGGAUCAGGAAGGGAGAGCCGUGAAGACGUGGGGCACUUGAGGUGCAGGUGCUAAAAGUGGUGGAAACGAAAGUUCCAAGAAGGUGGUUUGUGAGGAAGUCGAAAGGCCCAGGGCCCGGGCAGUCCGCGUGUGGCCGGAUCGGGCUGCCCAGAGGGUAGGUGUGAGAGGUGCACGCGUGCGGUCUGCUUCUGGGUUGCUGGUGAACGGUAAAUUCGCACAAUAUCCCAUAGCCGGUUGAGGAUUUUAAAUUAUAAGCAUAGGAGAGGGUUUUAUAUUUGGGGUGAAGAAAUUCUCUGACACCUGGCAUUAGGGUUUUUUUUUUUUUUUUAAACCAAAUUUCAGAUUCUUAAUAGCUUUUUUUUUUUUUUAAAACAAAUAAAAAGGCACCUCCUAUCCAGUGUGUGGCCUUUCCGGAAAAUUCGGGUCCUCUCUCCCACUGAAAUCAGUGACAUUUUGGACGCAGCUAAACGGGGGCAAGAAAAGAGAUGUCCGACUUUCUUGGGGUUUGUAUGUGCUUCGUGGAGCCUAGCGGCUUUGCAACAGCCAGGGAGAUCAUCGAGAUUAUUUUUAGGGGUUAUUUGAGGGGGAUCUGAAGAACUGAUGUAACAUCCGGGGUUAUUGCUAGUUCAGGGGAAGGUGGAAAGGUAUGCGGUUGUGUUUCGUUGUAGCUUAUUAAUCCAUAAGGGAAACUUAGACUGUAGACGUUAGGUGCACACCCGGUGCAGUUGCUGUUUUCUGUGUGCUGUUGGGGAAUCACGUUUUAUAUAGCAAGCACAUGGCCUCCCUGAUUUCAAGAUGCCUUUAUCAAGAUCUGUAUUAGCCCUUCAUUUCGUUGAAAUCUUUCUUCUUCCUCCUCUUGAAAAAUAAGUUCCAAAAUCUAGUUUAUUGUCAUUAAAACGUUUGUUCUUUUUCCCCCCCCCCACUAUGGGCAGUUCACACAAGGCAAAAAUAUUAAACAGUUGGUUUUAGUGUGUUGUAUAACUUUACUGUAUAUCAAACUAAUUUCUACAAGUUUUCAUCCUAAACCUCAAAUCAUGUAAUUAAUAAUUUGCCUGUUUAUUUAUGACAUUAUUGUGAUUCUUUUAUUAAUAAAAGCUAAUGGAAAAGGAUCCUUUUUUAAGCUGAUGACUAGACCUACAUUUAAUUUUCCUGCAGUAUAUGAAGUAUUGUACCAGAGUAUUAAAAGAUAUGUAAUAUUUUAUUGAUAAAUCUAUCCUUUAAAAGGAAUACGUUUUAGGAUGUCAUCAUUUUGAUGUGAAUCAUGUAAAUGUUGAUAAUAUGCACUGUUUAUUAUACAUUUAGUGUUUCAAGAGAUUCACUUAAUUGCCUUUUUUGCCCAUGUAUUAUGUAGUCUAUUUGCAAUUGUUUAAAAAUAAAAUGACCUGAAAAGAAUAGUUUAUGUAGGGAAACCUUAGUGGACGUUAAUGGUCUCCCCACCUAUGUUUAUGGGUGUUAGUUCAACUGCGUUGCUAGUUGCAAAGCCGCAUUAUCAGAGUAAACGUGUAUUUGUAAACUGUAUGGGAACUAAAAAUUAGGAAUAAAACCAUUUUCUUAUAUUA
Molecule: messenger RNA, 6012 nt
Organism: Suricata suricatta (meerkat)
Lineage: Eukaryota; Metazoa; Chordata; Mammalia; Carnivora; Herpestidae
Gene: PTPN11
Product: protein tyrosine phosphatase non-receptor type 11
Exons: 16
Coding region: 216-2009 (597 amino acids)
Biological process (GO): protein dephosphorylation
Molecular function (GO): protein tyrosine phosphatase activity
Source: RefSeq, a predicted model, not a curated record